Molecule: messenger RNA, 514 nt
Organism: Nanorana parkeri
Lineage: Eukaryota; Metazoa; Chordata; Amphibia; Anura; Dicroglossidae
Product: NXPE family member 2-like
Exons: 1
Coding region: 32-514 (160 amino acids)
Source: RefSeq, a predicted model, not a curated record
GUGGGUCGGUUGGCAUUUGGCCCUGGAAGCUAUGAACAUGGAAAAGGACAUUUACGUCUCCUACAAGAGACACGGCUUCCCCCUGGAACAUCCAAGCUUCUACUACUUCAAGGAAGACAUGUACACCAGCCGGCAGAUCGACCAGCGUGCUGGCGGAAAGGACACCAUAUUUGUUAUAACCUUGGGACAGCACUUUAGACACUUCCCUAUCAAGAUUUUCAUCAAGCGGGCGUUGAACAUUCGCCGAGCGGUAGAACGCCUCCUCCUCCGCAGCCCGGACACCAAAGUCAUCAUCAAGUCAGAAAACACCCGAGAACUGCAGGCUCCGGUGGAAAUGAAGGGGGACCUCUAUGGCUACCCCCAGUACCUGGUGCUCCGGGAGGUCUUCCAAGGAAUCAACGUGGGUUUUGUGGACGCCUGGGACAUGACGGUGGCAGUCGGCUCGACGAUCGUUCACCCUUCCGGCCACACGUUUGCCAGUAUUAUGAGCCUGGUGUUCAGCUUUGCUUGUUAA